CAGACAUCAACCACAAACUUUUAGAGAGAGAGAGUGAGAGUGAGUGAGUUGUGAAGCUUAUGGCCUUGAGAGCUUCAUCCUCCGCGCCCUUGCCUUCUACUCUGACUUCGCUCUCCCCGCCACCCAAAUCAACUCUUUUUCCGUCUAAAUUCAACACAUCUUCAAGGUCGCAUGAAUUGACCCUACCCAAUUCCUUAUCACUCUCUGCAACUGCUAUUCCGCCUCUCUUUCUUCUCUUACCAACUCCUCAUGAAGCCAGAGCUCAGGUUCUUGCUAAAGACCAGAUUGUUUCUACUCUAACUCAGGUCGAGUCAACAAUCGAUGGAAUCCAAGAGUUGGGAUCAAUUUUUUUCAGUAGUGCAGGUCAGGUGGUUGGGGCUGUGACAAAGGCUGUGAAGCCGGGUUUUGACGUGGCUUUGCCUAUCUUAGAGGGAGCUGGAAAGCAGGCUGUGAAGAUCGCUUCUCCACUGCUUUCAGAUGCUUCCAAUAAAGCACAGGAAGCCAUUCAGAGUACUGGAAUCGACACUCAACCGAUGAUGAAUGCAGCUAAGGCAUACUCCAAAAUGCGUUAAUUUCUAGCAUUAGAGCAUCUCCAAUGUAGCUUUUGACAUUAUAAAAAAUCGUCCAUAUCUUCAAAAGAAGUGUUUUACUAAUUUAUUCUCCAAUAUAACUUGUCAUGAGCUCUUUCACGAUGAGGUGGAUGACAUUUAAUGUUGACAAUGUUGAGCACACUUUAUAAUAUCUAACAUCAUGUUAAACAUGAAUGAUGACUCAUCAAUUCCCUUUAUAUUUGGUUUUAUUUUUUAUUAUUCUUGUAUCAAUGAAUUAUUUUAAUUGGUCCACCUAUACAAAUAGUUUAGGUGAUUUAAGAAUAGGUAGGCAUAGUUAAUGUUUAUGUUGUCCCAACAAACAUUUUACUUUGAUAUAGGAAGUUAAGAAAUCUUUUUUAUGCCCUUAUUUAGUUUAAGUGGUUAUCUACAGCAUAAAACCAUGAAAAUGGAAUAAUUACCAACUUACAAAGGAUUAUUAGGGAAAUCAUAUUUAAAGUUUUAUGUUUUCUUGAACCAUGUAAAAAACUUAAUAAGCUUAGUCUAAUUGUUAUAAUCUUCGGUCACUUUAUUACAUAUGAUGAUUUUUCCGCAGACGGUUGUUGACGCUGCUCAGCGAACAGCAAAGUUAAUUGAGGAGGCAAAGCCCAUAGCCGUUUCCACUGUUGAAACCAUCUCAUCGGCAGAGCCUACUUUAAUUUUGGGUGGAUUAGUUGUUGGAUACUUUUUACUUCCUCCUGUCUUUUCUACAUUAUCCUUCAGCCUUCGGGGUUACCAGGGUGACUUGUCUCCUGCUCAAGCCUUGGAUCUGAUGUCCAAAAAGAACUAUAUUAUGGUUGAUAUAAGAUCAGAGAAGGAUAAAGGCAAGGCUGGUAUUCCGCGCUUUCCUCCAAGUGCCAAGAACAAGUUGAUAUCUGUUCCUUUAGAAGAGUUACCAAGCAAGCUCCAAAGUCUUGUAAGAAGUGCCAAGAAAGUUGAAGCUGAAAUGGUGGCACUUAAGAUAUCAUACCUAAAGAAGAUCAAUAAAGGUUCCAACAUUGUAAUAUUGGACUCGUAA
Striga asiatica is the source of this 1605-nucleotide messenger RNA. Lineage: Eukaryota; Viridiplantae; Streptophyta; Magnoliopsida; Lamiales; Orobanchaceae. The record is from the annotation of a GenBank genome assembly.